AUGGCGAACUGCUGUAAUUGGUUGAAACGAUGGAAAGAACCUGCAAGACUGGCUAAUAAACAGGACCAAGAUGGGGCAUUGGCUGAAGCAGAUAUCAUUGAGAACCUGUCAUUGGAGAAGCUUGUCAACGAGAAUAAAUGCCUCUGUCAGAUUGAACCCUGUUCUGCAGUGCUGGGUUAUGGUAAGAAGGUUGACAAAUCCAUCAAGAAUGGCCUUAACUGGCUCCUGAAUAACAUUGCCAAGGACUACGAGGCAAUUUCAGAACGUGUGCAAAAAGAUACAGCUGAGCAGAAGGCUCAGGAAGAACAAGACAAGAAGGAAAGAGCAGAGAGAGUCCGGCGGAUCAGAGAGGAGAGAGACAGACAGGAGCGAGAAGAGGCAGAGCAAGAAGGAAGGGCAUUGAAAGAGGAGGAGCUAGAUGAUGUCAACAUGCUCAACCCAUUCCAGCCAAUAAACAAUGUUUUUAAUGAGAAUGAAGACAGAUUAAACAAAGAGAAAGAGAUGCAAAGACAGAGAGAAAAUGGCGAGCUGGGCAGUGUGCAAGAACCGACAGUCCUUCAAGAUGAGGAGGAUGAUGAAGAUGAGGAGGAUGAAGAGAGCGAGAGACAGACCACGGAGAGCACAGAAUCAGGAGCAGUGGACCAGACCAAAAAGAAAACUAGGAAAUUACGAUUGAAACGUAAGCACAGAGUCGACCCUCUCAGAGUGGAAGAAGCAGCACCCAAAAGCCCCACUCCUCCUCCCUUACCAGUUGGAUGGGCUACUCCUAAAGUUUCUAGGCUCCCCAAACUUGAGCCUCUUGGAGAUACAAGACAUUCUGAUUUCUAUGGCAAACCUCUCCCACCUGUAGCAAUUAGGCAGAGGCCGAACAGCGAUACUCAUGAUGUAAUUUCCUAACACUACCUCUGCUUCCCCCCUGACUGGUUUACAAUUCUCAAGGGUCCCAACCAAUCAAAGUAUUGUUUUGUUCUUAUCUUCAAGCACGGGCAGUGUAGCAAACUAUGCAGAUUGCCCAUAAGUGAGGAACUGAUACCCAAUCGACAAACCCAGAUGGAUCACAUGACCUCAAGCACCGUCUGAGAUGGGGGACAAGGACAUUCACUGUUCAGAUAAUGUGCUUAAAUUUAAAACGGUUCAGUGUUUUACUUUCUUUAGAGCUGUUUGUCUUAUUUUGAUCAAAAUACUUAAAAUCAGUAUUACUAGACAUUUGAAACUCAAUUGAGACUUCUUUUGUGGAAAAUAUAUCACAGACCUAUUUUUAAGAGAAUUGAAAUGUAUUUAAAUACAUCAAAGUUUAAAUUUGUGUACUUGAAAUUGUACAAAAAUGUUUUUAUGGGAUGGUCCACAUGCAUAUCUUAAGCUCUUGUGCAUAUAUAAUGUGCAGUUAAUUGUGACACACUUUGCCUUUAAUGUAUCAGAUGGUCUUUUUUUCUAAGCAGCAUUUAUAGGUUUAUACACUACGCUGUCUUAAUUUUGAGAAUGACAUUCAUACUCUCAAAUAGCACCAGCAACAUAUACAGAGAUCGUGAGAAGGUGAACUUUUGAAUGUGAUGUGAAAUGUUUGUGCAAGCUCAUUAUUGAGUUUGAAACAGCAUUUUAUUUUCACAUACAGUACAUCUUGCUUUAAUGGAGCAAAAGAUUCUGAAAGAUGAUGAGUAUAAUUUCGUGAUUUACAGAUAAGAGAUUCCACUGUAGGUGUAACAAUGGUCAACCUCCAAUAUAUAUACAUAUUUUAAUGUAUGAUGUCAUAUAUUGUAAAUGCUGCUUGCAUAUUUAUUUGAUGCUAUUGCCAUUUUUUUAUAUAUUUCACAUUGCUUGUUUUGUUUUUUAUUUUCCCCCCCACACUAAUAUUUAGUUGACGUUUCAUCAAGUUUGCUCUGCUUUCAGUACCUGCUUCUUUUGUACCCAGUUCACAUUUAAUAUGAAUGUCAAAUUAAAUAUAUUAUACUAAUUUAUAUUUCUACUCAGUUAUUUAUUUAUUUUUUAUUAUUUUUUUUAUUGCAGAGAACGGGAACAUACAGAAGAAUAAGCAUACAUCACAUAAUAUCAGCCACAAAAAUAAAAAUAGAAACAAAGCACAAAAAAAUAAUAAAAUAAAGAUAAGAUGGCCAUCAUCUAAACAUGAUCACAUGAAGAGAUCAAAGGCAGAGCAAAUCCAAACAGUCCUUAUAGCUUUCUUAUUAGUAGAUACUGAAAUUACAUUCAAAUAAUUUUCCAUUUCUUUUAGGAAGACAGAGAAGACCGGUUUACAGUUGGAAAAUGUGCAUUUGUGAAUGUGAAAUUUGCUUAGAAAAA
Molecule: messenger RNA, 2295 nt
Organism: Sinocyclocheilus grahami
Lineage: Eukaryota; Metazoa; Chordata; Actinopteri; Cypriniformes; Cyprinidae
Product: ADP-ribosylation factor-like protein 13B
Exons: 8
Coding region: 1-897 (298 amino acids)
Biological process (GO): receptor localization to non-motile cilium; non-motile cilium assembly
Cellular component (GO): non-motile cilium; motile cilium; ciliary membrane
Source: RefSeq, a predicted model, not a curated record